Messenger RNA from Linnemannia hyalina, 2526 nucleotides. The record is from the annotation of a GenBank genome assembly. NCBI's taxonomy places the organism in Eukaryota, Fungi, Mortierellomycota, Mortierellomycetes, Mortierellales, Mortierellaceae.
AUGACACAGGACGAACCCACCACCAACCACGACCAUGAUACUUCCCUGCCCUCACGGGGAGUGAACCUCGCAACCCACGGAAACACCUUCCCCUUCGACGCCUCUGCCCAAGAAGCCCGGAAACUGAAGAUAGCCCAACGUCAACAAGCCGCCCCACUCAAACCACCCGUCAACCCUCGCCACCUCGACGAGUUCACUGUUCGGCACAAGGGACAGCCGUGUCCUGUUGAUCGUAUAUGUAUCUCUGAUCACCACCAUCCCUACCCCCAAGAGCAGGGCGAGAAGGAUCGUGAUGACCAUAAAACAUCACCACAGGAACCGACCUCAUCAGACCCACCCAAGAAAUCGCCCACCAAGCGACUCAAAGAACCGGUCUCUAUCCGCCCAAAAAGCCUCAAAAACUUCCUCACAGACGGCCUAUGCCUCUACAUCUCGAACCUCAAGAACCCAGACCAGAUCCCCGGGACGGAUUGGUUCAGUCGUCUCUAUGCGAUGGUGUUAUUGCCGGUGCUGGUUGUUAGUAUGGCGAUUGUUCAGGGCGGGAUUGGGUUGUUGGUGGUUCUUGUGAAUUAUACGGAGGUUGGGAAGAAGGCCUAUAAGCAGUUUUUCAAUAAUGAGAUUGCGCUCUUUGAUGAUUAUGAUUACAUCGACCCUGAAGGAACAGACGAAGCGAUCCGCCAACUUGCUUCCCGGACGCCUCACCCAAAAACUCGCUUUUCCUACAACAUCGCUAACCUCCUCCUCAUCAUGUCCUCUAUGGCAUACCAGCGCGACGAAAAACUUGUCGCUGAGGCCUCCAAACUACUCCUCAACCUCACCACCGACAAACAACGCGACCUUGCGGCGCAGCUCUUACAGGACUCGGAGAAGGAUAUCGAUGAAAAGUCAUCGAGGGAGUUUGGGAUGCGGUUUAUGGGGAUUAGUGAGUUGAAGACUUUGGGGGGUCCUUUUGCAGGAUUGUUUUAUGAUGAUGAUUCGAUUGUGUUGGUUUUUAAGGGAACUUCUGUCCUUGCUUUCAACGAGUACCUAAUCGAUGUCACCAUCCAAAGAGUCGACGCCAGCGAAUACCUCUACGGCGAGGUCCACAAGGGCUUCUACGAAUGUCUCUUCCCCGAUGCAAAGCCGGAGAUGUAUAACAACCAGACCUAUGACCGUACCAACCCCUUUAAUACCAUCAUGGAGACUAUCUUUGAAGUCGCCAAGGCUGCCAAGGAAAGGACGGGGAAGCCGGUGAAUUUGUGGUUGACGGGACAUAGUUUGGGUGGGGCGUUGGCGGCGUUGGUUAUGGCGAGAUUACAGAUGCCGUUGCAAGGGGAUGAUCCGCUUUUGAGGAAGGCGGAUGACGAAGGGGAGGAUGAGUAUGAUGAGCGGGGACAUCGGGUGCACAAGUCGAGGAUGGCGUCUGCGGAUGCUGAUGGUGCUUAUGGUACUGAAGGGGAUGACGGGAAGAGGACGGUGCUGGCCGGGAUGUUGGCCAAGUACAGUGAUGAUCCGGAACUGAUUGUCCUGAGGGAUUGUUAUAGCGUUGCGAGUCCCAAGAUUGGCGAUUCGACGUUCGCGAAUGAGUUUGCGAAGCACCAAUUGGACUUUUGUCAAGCCAGUCCCUACAAGUCUGUUUACUGGCGUGUUGUUGCAAACGAGGAUAUCAUUCCCCGUAUCCCACCAGCAAUAAGUGUCGGCCCCACCUCUGACCGCAAAUUCCCCCCACCCUGCAUCCACUGCUUCAAAACGCCCCAAGAAUGGCUCAUGGAAGAACAGGACGAAGACCAACAACAGGGCGUCCAUCCCGGUUCCCACACCGUCAAAGAACUACCCCCCAAACACCUCCACUCCCUGCUGGAUUAUCAGCAUGUCGGACAGUUGGUGAAGGUCUUCAAUGCGAAGCGCGUGCCUGUAGUGAGACCGUCAGUGUUUGAAGCAGAUCUAUCGCAGGGUGUGUUGAGGACGAAGGAGGAGAUGUUGGUGUUGUUGAACAAGUUGGGCAAGGUUGCGGAGGUUUGGAGGUCACAGAGUGAACAGGCCAGGGUUGAGUAUGAGAGGACGCAUCCUGGAGGAGUCAUCGCACCAUCGGACCAGAACCAGGAGCAGCAGCAGAAGAGCAAGAAGGGCAAACUCAAUACUCCUACCGACCUGGACGCCGAAGCAACAAUCGUCCUGGAACGCAUAAAGGCCGCCCAACAGAUAACUGACGACGUCGCAAAAGCCCAAGAACUCUACGACAUUGACGAACUCUCUCGACUCCGUCAACCUGGUCUCCUUGAGUCUUUAAUCCUCAUGGUCCCAAGUCUGUUGUCGCAUGCACCCGCUACGUAUCAGAGGGAUUUGGUGAGGGGGCGGUUUUAUUUCAAGAGUUUUCCUGGAGUGCUGUUUGAGACGCGGGUUCUGGGGUGGUUGGAUGAGGCUGAGAAGGAGAGGGAGGUGGAAGAGUUGAGAAUUCGGGCGGGGGAUUCUGGACAUGUUUCAGGGGAUGAUGAUGGUGAGGUUGUGGAGGGUGGAGUUGCCACGGGCCAGUUGGUGGAUAUCUAG